Phialemonium atrogriseum is the source of this 2417-nucleotide messenger RNA. RefSeq lists its product as uncharacterized. Lineage: Eukaryota; Fungi; Ascomycota; Sordariomycetes; Cephalothecales; Cephalothecaceae. The transcript is spliced from 5 exons. The record is from RefSeq and is a predicted model, not a curated record. Bases 342 to 2111 code for a protein of 589 amino acids.
CUUCGAUGACAGUGGUCACAAUGGUUACAAGUAGACAGUAUGGUGAUUGCUAAUCUGAGAAAGGCCAUUAACUCGGAUCUUGCUUUCGUUUGUGUUGUGCAAUAUUGGGGGUAACUGGCAUGGACUGCAGACAGCAAUCCCUUCGCCUGAUUGCUCCUUCGUCCUAGCCAAGUAUGGCUUCUACUGUUUGUAAGGUAGAAGGUAUGUGGGUAGGCAGGUACCUUCCUUGUCAUUGCCUUCCAUCUGUUCAGUCAAGCAAACUGCCUCAGGUUUGGCGGGUAGGUGCCUCUACUUAGUUUCUAAAACUUGCAAUACCAAUAUAAACACGUACCUCCCUACUGAUGCAAAUCCCCCUUUCCAACCCUCGCAGCAAUUUCUCUAGCAACUACACCUCAACCAUAUUGAUCCUGCCAUCGAACCAUGAGGAUCUUAUAACGAUGAAGAAGCAAGAACAGGGUCGGCGAGGUGCUCAAAGUUGCCAAGGAGGUAAACGAGGUCGCGGGACCCAACGAGCAGCUCGUGGAGCCCAACGCCAGCAGCAACGACUACCACUCCAGGCAGACACGGCCGCCCAGCAGCCCGAAGCCCAUCCCGCUCCUCCAACUGUCCCACUUCGAACAGAAUCUGCCGCAGUGUCCACUAUACACACUCGAAUUUAUGGAAGCGCUGGCGCCCCAACCAAUUCUGCGAAUGUCAACCCCCAGGACCUGUCUGUCGGAGUCGCCAGCUCGGAGGGCAAUCGAGAGGAGAUGAGGGUGAAAGUUAAGCUGGCGUUGCCCUCGUUUGGCUACAAAGAACUGGAUGCGGACGAUCUUGAUCUGGUGACCAUCCUAAGACAGAUUGCAGUCCGCUACAACGUCAAUAUUGCACUGCCAACUGACGAUGGAACAAUUUCGAUCAAUGCCCAGUCCAAGUUCAGGGCCCAUGAGGCUAUCCAGGCCAUUUUCAAAGCCCUGGAAAGUCAAGCAGAUGACUCUAAGGCAUGGCAUCCCCAGAUACUGAUAGGCCCUCCAACUUCUGGAAAAGACCACUUUGAAGCUCGGCUUGAGAAGGCACCAGAUGGUUCGCGUCCCAUCUUGUCGCCCAGCACGACCAACACCUCCGGGCCCGACAACGAUGAGCUCGAACCUCUCACUCAGGGAUAUCAGGACGCCUUUUGCCACAAGAUGUUCCAGAUUGCUGGAAGCCUUCGCUCGAAUCCAAAUGAGAUGCAAAUGGGAGUGUACUUUGGGACCCUGCGACUCCAGGAAUGGAAGAAGGACAAGGAUACUUAUUCUUUCGACGAUUUGGAGAUAUUGACCCGCCGUAUCAGUCUACGAGGGACUUUCAAGCUGGACGGAUUUCUUGGUUCCGACCGGUUCAACGAGGACUUGAUGACAAAGAUCUAUUCUUCAGAGAAUUUCUUUGAACCCAUCACGCCGCGUAUUCCCGACCUCAAAGAUGUGCCAGCAAGGCACACCCUGAUGUUGAAAACUGCGGGUCUGGAUCUCGAGACAGAAGUCAUUGGUGUGCUAGACAAUGACCGGGCGACCACCAAGUACCGGCUUGGCCCUGUUCAUGGUUUCCGUCGGGAAAAGCGGCACCAGGCUGUCGAGAUCGUCACAUCGUGCCCUGAGUCGCGAUAUGACUGGGACCUGGAGGUGCGGACCCAGGUCAAGGUCGACUCACUUCCCUUUAACCGCCGCGAACUUGAAGUCAAUACUCGCUUCAAGGCAAAGGAACAGAACCAUUCAUUCCCAGAUGUGGUCGUCCUCAAAGAUUUCGCCACGAGAUCCAAGCUCGAGGGGGUCAUGGGGAAGACGACGUGGGUAUUCCGUAUCAGAGGCACGCCGUACCUGGUUGAAGUUUCUCUUUUCCGCAAAUGGGAAGGUCCGUCAACCAAUGCCCCGGCCGUCAUGGGAUCGGGAGUCACAAUGAGGGGAGUUGGUUGGGACGAGGAGCUAGGCCCCAAGAAUAUUGCAGAAGGUCUUCGGCAGUGGAGUGACAACUUCAACGAGUUGUUUCCUGACGUCGACCGUAAGGAUGAUGGACUUGAGGUAUUCUUCCGUUGCGUCAAGGAGGUCCAGGACAUUCUUGGCGAGGUUGCGGAGUUCCAGUAUGUCGAGGACUAGAGUCCGACAGCCGCAGAAAAAGCCACGGCAGGACAGGGGAUGACAAGGGCGUUUGCUUAGCAAGGCAGGUCUGGCCGGGAUAUUUUUCUUGACUCGGGGUUGUUGAUUCUCUCUCAUUCCUCCGUCUUGUAUCUUCUCUGGUGACUGUUUGACGGGGGGCCGUCGACUCUAAUUGAUACAAUGCAACGGAUGUCUGAGAAAGCUGCGUCACACAUGAUCCUCAUACAUUUCGAGGUUCUGGGUCUAGGUAGUUCGAUAUGGCCAUUUCCCCAACCACCUUCCACCUUCCUUCCACGAGUAGCAGAU